This is a messenger RNA of Metopolophium dirhodum (rose-grain aphid), 729 nucleotides long. RefSeq names its product CIMIP2 protein GA14893. Bases 1 to 729 code for a protein of 242 amino acids. The transcript has 3 exons. The record is from RefSeq and is a predicted model, not a curated record. NCBI's taxonomy places the organism in Eukaryota, Metazoa, Arthropoda, Insecta, Hemiptera, Aphididae.
AUGGGUUCUAUCAAAAAGAUUUUACCACCUCAACCACAUUAUUUGUCCGGAUACACUGGAUUUGUUCCGGGCUACAAAAGUUCCUGUGGUCAGAGCUAUGGAAAGUUAACUCACGAUUUGUUUUUCGACAAGACAGUUAAACGAUCCAAUGUACCAGUACUAAGUGAUCUUACUAACGUAUAUGACGAUACGAUUUGUACUCUUCAAGAAGAGGACUCCAUAAAUAAGCGAUGUGAAGAUAAUUUAAGUUGCAAGUUUACUACUGAUAUAAUACCAGGUUAUGCCGGAUAUGUACCUCAAUAUAUCUUCUUAUGUGGAAACAAAUAUACUGCGGACGCAACUCGGGCAAUCAAUAAUUUUGUGAAAAUACAAAAGGCAUGUUCGUGUCCAGAAUGUGAACAGAAACUGGGACGUUCUGUGAAAAUUGAUAAGAACAUUUUAGAUGUUGAGGCGGGUGUACCACGAAACGUCAAUGAAUAUACACAUCCAAUAUUCAAAAAGGACUUGGAAGCUGAAAAAGUAUUCAAACAACAAUACAAACCAACUUCUCCGAUUCCACCUACCAAAAAAACUUAUUUUUUAGAGAACGGGAAUCCACACAAAAAAUGCAUGGCUGGUUAUGCAGGACAUGUACCGGGUUUAUUAUUUGAGUUUGGCCAGUCAAAUACUCCUGCAACAAUAGACGCUCUGAACAAAUUCACAGACCGGUAUGUUAAACACAAAUUUUAA